AUGUUCACAGGGCUGGGAAACUUGGAGGAACUUCAUCUGAACAGAAAUGACAUCACUGAUAUUCAGGCUGGAACUUUUAACUCAACAUCACAACUGAGAUACUUAGACCUUAGACUGUCUGAUAACAACAUCACAACAUUUCCCUUUGAUGAGUUGUCAAGACUUCAAAGACUUUAUCGACUUGACCUUAACAAUAACCAAAUGACAACUCUUCCAUCCAUAGCCUAUAACAUACUUUCCUCCAUCUCUGAUGUAAACAUUGGCAACAACCCCUGGCAGUGUGACUGUAGGAUGGUGGACGUUAGGUUGAAAAUGGCUGGAACGUAUCCAUUUGAAGACCAAAUCACUUGCUCCCAACCUGACCAUCUCAAUGGGCGGAAGCUUAGAUUUAUCCGCCUUGAAAAUCUAAAGUCAGACUGUGAAGAACCAACAAUUGUGAGAUUUGUAAAAGGUGACAGUGUGCCGUUGUUUUUUGGGGGGACACUUCAUUUAAUUUGUGAAGCUACAGGAAUCCCCACACCAGAGAUCACAGUCACCCUACCAUCUGGACUGAUUGCUACAGUAGAGUCAGUUGGGAGGGUGACUGUGGACAUGAAUGGUAACAUCAUCAUCAGAAAUGUUACUGCUGAUGAUUCUGGUCGGUACGUCUGCAUCGCAAAAAAUUCUGUUGGCUCCACGUAUUCUGUCUUCUCUACAGAUGUCUCUCUGUUCUACCCCGGUGUUGUUGUUGGUUCUGUGGCAGACCCGGGCUCCAAGAACCACCUCCACAAACCUCUCCUCGUGCUGUUGGUGUAUGUCGGCAGCUACUCUGGUCCCUAG
Branchiostoma belcheri (Belcher's lancelet) is the source of this 819-nucleotide messenger RNA. RefSeq names its product immunoglobulin superfamily containing leucine-rich repeat protein-like. Bases 1 to 819 code for a protein of 272 amino acids. The record is from RefSeq and is a predicted model, not a curated record. Gene Ontology annotation, molecular function: protein binding. The transcript is spliced from 3 exons. Lineage: Eukaryota; Metazoa; Chordata; Leptocardii; Amphioxiformes; Branchiostomatidae. Gene Ontology annotation, cellular component: extracellular matrix.